AUGGCCUCCUACAGGGUAGCAGCCCCCAAUGAGUACCUUGCCAUUACUGGCAUGGGAGUCAAAACUGUCAAAAUCACCAAGGCGGCAUGGGUUUGGCCCUUCCAGCGCUGCAUGCGCUUCAGCGUGCAGCCACACGACUAUGCCAUGAACCUGCAGGCCAUGACCAAGGAGAAGCUGCAGUUCCUGCUUCCUGUUGUCUUCACCAUCGGCCCCGACGUCAACCAGCGGGGCGCCAACUCGAGGCGCCUUAACGACCACGAUCCACACUACGCGGGUGCCGGUAGCGAGGGCGCCCCUGCCGCCGACGACCAUGUCCUCGACCACCGCCGCGAGGAUCAAGGGGACUCGCUGAUGAAGUACGCUAUGCUGCUGGCCGAUUCCGGCUCGUCUAAGGGGAACGACCGCCAGUUCCUCGAGAACAUCGCCAAGGGCAUCAUCGAGGGUGAGACCCGUGUCCUGGUGUCCAGCAUGACCAUGGAGGAGAUCUUCACCGAGCGCGAGGUGUUCAAGCGCCGCAUUUUCCGCAACAUCCAGGGCGAACUGGACCAGUUCGGCCUCAAGAUUUACAAUGCCAACGUCAAGGAGCUCAAGGACGCACCCAGCUCCAACUACUUCGAGUCCCUCAGCCGCAAGGCACACGAAGGCGCCAGCAACCAAGCCAGGAUCGAUGUCGCCGAGGCGCAGCUGCGCGGUAACGUCGGUGAGGCCCAGCGCAAGGGCGAACAAGAGCGUGAGAUCGCCAAGAUCCACGCCGAGACGGCCGUCCGCAAGACCGAGCGGGACAUCGAGCGGGCCUCGGCCGAGGCCGUCCUCGCCACCCGCAAGACGGAGCUCAAUCGCGAUGUCGAAAUCUCCCGCAUCGCAGCCACGCGCCGGACCGAAGCCCAGGACGAAGACCUCAAGCGCGAGGUGCAGAUCAAGCGCGCCGCCGCCGAGAUGGAACGCCUGCGCGCCAGCGACGUCGUCAAGGCCACCAUCGCGCGCGAGGCCAAGCAACAGGCCGCCGACGCGCACGCGUACGAGGUCGAGGCCGAGGCCAAGGCCAACUUCGAGAAGGAGAAGCAGCACGCCGAGGCGGGCGUGUACAAGCUGAAGAUCGACACGGACGCGGCCGCCUACAAGACCAAGCAGGACGCCGAGGCCUGGAGCUACGCCGCCAUCAAGAACGCCGACGCCAACCUGCAGAAGAAGCUCAAGGAGGCCGAGGGUAUGGCCGCCAUGGCCGACGCCUACGCCAAGAUGAGCGCCGCCUUCGGCGGGCCCGCCGGCCUGCUGCAGUACAUGAUGAUCGAGAAGGGCACCUACGUCGAGCUGGCCAAGGCCAACGCCGAGGCCAUCCGCGGCCUGCAGCCCAAGAUCAGCGUGUGGAACACGGGCGCCGAGGCCGGGUCUGGUGGUGCUGGCGAGGGUGGCAGCAACCAGAGCAGCGCGGCCGCCAUGCGCAACAUCUACCAGAUGCUGCCCCCGCUCAUGACCACCAUCAACGAGCAGACCGGCAUCACCCUGCCCGAGUGGCAGUUUGGUCGCCUCGCCGGCCAGAUGUCCGAGGCUGAGCGUGCCCAGGCUGUCAAGUCCGCCGCCAAGAAGUGA
This is a messenger RNA of Chaetomium globosum CBS 148.51, 1590 nucleotides long. RefSeq lists its product as uncharacterized. The transcript has a single exon. Gene Ontology annotation, cellular component: plasma membrane. Bases 1 to 1590 code for a protein of 529 amino acids. The record is from RefSeq and is a predicted model, not a curated record. Lineage: Eukaryota; Fungi; Ascomycota; Sordariomycetes; Sordariales; Chaetomiaceae. Gene Ontology annotation, biological process: protein localization to plasma membrane.